AUGGGCUAUCGAUCAGGCGAUCACCGUUUUGUGUUUCUCGAGUCAGAUAAUCCGUCCGAGCCACGUAAUGUACGCAAGGUAGCGCUAGCUCUCGCCGAGUACCUACGCAUCUCAACGUCCUUGGGUCCAAACACUUCCCUUGUUAUCAUCGGGGCACCCUCCGAGAAGGAACGUACAGUCGAAGAGCAUAAUCGAACUUUUUGGGACAUGCUUCGAGGCCUUCGUAUUUGCGAUCCGAAAGCUUGGCCAUGCGACAUUCCACAAGACACGGAGGAUGCGAAAUGGACAUUCUGUUUCAGUGGAGAGCCAGUGUUCCCCGUCAUGUUGACACCGGCCCACCAAGAACGUUGGAGCAGGCAUAUGAGUGUGCCACUAAUUGCUAUACAACCGAAAUGGGUCCUGGACAAACUCCUUCAAACUCCCGAGAAACGAAAAUCAGCACAAACCAAAGUUCGAAGCCUGUUGCAGAAGUACGAUACGAUAGGAAUUAGUCCAGACUUGACCGACUAUGGUGCGGCUGGUACAAGCGAGAUUCGUCAGUUAUGUCUACAGGAUAAAAAUGAGUCUGUUCAAUGUCCAUACCGCAAUUUUGACAGCUAA
This is a messenger RNA of Fusarium poae, 600 nucleotides long. RefSeq lists its product as uncharacterized. The transcript has a single exon. The record is from RefSeq and is a predicted model, not a curated record. Bases 1 to 600 code for a protein of 199 amino acids. NCBI's taxonomy places the organism in Eukaryota, Fungi, Ascomycota, Sordariomycetes, Hypocreales, Nectriaceae.